AUGUCCGACGAGAAACCAUCCUGCCCGACAAUCUCCUUCACAGUCCACCCUUUAGCCUCACCAUUCUCGGUGCCGACUAAAACAUACACAUCUAACCACCCCUAUAACACUAUUUACUACCAACACGUCGCUACUGGUGCGCUGGUCUUCGACUCUUCCGACCACAUCUUACUAAUCCAACGCGCCGUGCACGACUCCAUGCCCUUGCGGUGGGAAGUCCCCGGGGGGGCAUGCGACGAAGAAGACCCCAGUAUCUUGCACGGCGUCGCGCGCGAGUUGUGGGAAGAAACCGGACUAUUUGCAGCGAGCAUCGGGCCUCCCGUUGGCGAGGGAAAGCUGUUUCUUACAAGGAGCGGAAGGGCCGUUUGCAAGUUCCACUUCAUAGUUGAGGUUGAGAAUUCUGCAGACGGACAUUUAGAGGUUCGCCUCGAUCCCAACGAACACCAAGCAUAUGUGUGGGUGACAGAGGAAGAGGUCCGGACGGGUAGGAAAGGGGAUGUCGAGUUGAAGUUGACAACGAAGGAGCAGGAGGAUGUUAUUUUUGAGGCGUUCAAGGUGAAGAUCGAAGGGAGAUGA
This is a messenger RNA of Rhinocladiella mackenziei CBS 650.93, 576 nucleotides long. RefSeq lists its product as uncharacterized. The transcript has a single exon. Lineage: Eukaryota; Fungi; Ascomycota; Eurotiomycetes; Chaetothyriales; Herpotrichiellaceae. The coding region runs from base 1 to 576 and encodes 191 amino acids. The record is from RefSeq and is a predicted model, not a curated record.